Molecule: messenger RNA, 297 nt
Organism: Protopolystoma xenopodis
Lineage: Eukaryota; Metazoa; Platyhelminthes; Monogenea; Polystomatidea; Polystomatidae
Source: the annotation of a GenBank genome assembly
GAUGCCAACUGGAACACCGAACCGCUACAAAUGUCGUCGGUUGAGCAGGCUUGCAGUCGCGACAUGCAGAAUGGCAUUGGCGAUUUGUCAGGGAACAUACUUUGCACCCGAUUUCUUGUAAAAGUGUCUUUCCUUUUUGUCAGCUCGUUGUUGAUUGUCGCUCUCUUUUUAUCCAUUCACCUUUCCAGCAUGAACGCACGCGACCACCGUACCAUCAUCGGGUUCCAACGCUGCCAGCAUGUGGUAAGUUAUUUCAUCUCCAUACCCCAAUCAUUAGCCUAUCAAGAAGUUGUGUGA